AUUUCUUGGCAACACCUCAUGGCGCUAAACUAAAGCCAAAGCAAAAGUAUUUUGCCAAAAGUCAGACGGAAAGUCAAUAGGAAAGAAAAACACACACACAUCAAACAAACAAUCAACAGGCCAUCAGCCGAUCAACUCACCCCGCAGCAAAAUGAACACCCACUAUCGCCUGCAAGACUUUAUGGUCUAUCCAAAUAUUGCUUUCAAUUUGGCCAUGGUUCAACCGUUUCGUUUGAGUGGCACACUUGAGGAGCAUCAAACGGCUAACAGGUGCCGUGGCUUUAUGAAAUCUAUGCUCAUCAAACUGUGGUUCGUAUUCGGAGCUGUGAAUUUGAUUUAUCAAAAUGUUGGCAUGUUGGCGUAUUUGUUGCUACCGCAACUCAGUGAAAUUUUCGAUGAUGUUGAAAUGGUGGCAAAAAUAUCUGAAACCGGCGGCAUAUUGGGUCUGACAAUGGUGGCCGUGUGCAAGAUGUUCGUUUUGUUUUGGCACGGUCGGCGCAUUUCGAUUUUGCUGCAAGAAUUGGAGGAGAUUUUUCCCGAUGAGAAGGAACAAUUUGCCCACCCAACGCUCUAUCGCGUUCGCCACUUUGCCCAGACCUCUGAACGUUUGAUGGGACGUACAACGAAAUUUUUCAUCUUUGCCUUUUGCUUUUACAACUCCCUCCCCAUUGCGGAACUCCUCUAUGAACUUCUGCUGCCUGACCAAGAGAUUAAAUAUCGCUAUCAAUCGAACACCUGGUAUCCGUGGCAGACGAAGGAUAACGCCAGGACAUGGUUGAAUUUCAUUGCUUCGUAUGUGUGCCAAGUGCAAUCGUCGUUGACUGGCGUUGGCUUUAUAAUGGCCGGCGAGUUUAUGCUGUGUUUUUUCAUAACCCAAAUGCAGAUGCAUUUCGACUAUUUGACCAAUGCCUUGAGGCAUUUGGAUGCAGCAUCGGUGAGGGCAAAUGAAAAAUUGAAAUAUUUAAUUAUUUAUCAUACGAAACUAUUAAGGUACUCCAAGGAAAUUAAUGAAAUUUUCAAUAUUUCAUUUCUGGUGAAUUUCAUAACUUCAUCGAUAGCCAUUUGCAUGAUGGCCUGUUCGAUGGUCAUGUUGAGCAUGGCCCAUACCUUUAAGUAUUCGGUGGGGUUGUUGUCAUUUUUGGUUUUUACAUUUUUCAUUUGCUAUAACGGUGGAGAAUUUACAGAUGCGAGCGAUGCAAUAAUGCCCUCGGCCUUCUACAACAACUGGUAUGAAGGAGACGCAUCCUAUCGUCGCAUGAUUCUCUUUUUCAUUUUACGUUCCUGCGAACCGAAUGUCUUGACAGCUUAUAAAUUUACCACCGUUUCAAUGCCCACAUUUAUGGCCAUUUUGAAAGUUUCCUAUCAGUUGUUUACAUUUCUCCAGGCCAUGGAUUGAGAUUAAGGCGAUUAUAAAAAUAUUAAAUAAAAAUUCAUAAUU
Molecule: messenger RNA, 1438 nt
Organism: Musca domestica (house fly)
Lineage: Eukaryota; Metazoa; Arthropoda; Insecta; Diptera; Muscidae
Product: putative odorant receptor 69a
Exons: 5
Coding region: 152-1396 (414 amino acids)
Biological process (GO): detection of chemical stimulus involved in sensory perception of smell; sensory perception of smell
Cellular component (GO): plasma membrane
Molecular function (GO): olfactory receptor activity; odorant binding
Source: RefSeq, a predicted model, not a curated record